CGUUGGUAUCGACUAACGACUCUCGCCGUGCAGCUGCAGAAGUACAAGCCAGCCUCUCGGAAGACAUCUUUCCAAACCUAUCUAUUGUUGUCUUUAAUUUUCCAGUUGAUACUACUUAAUUAUGCGUCGUGGUUACACAAACUAUAUUGGAAAUGACCUGCGAAUUGUAUAGCUACAAAUAAUGUUAACUAGCUCGCGUUAACUAGGUGUAUGACUAAUAUAAAUGCAACAGACCUGUCGCCUGGCUAAGAGAACAACCGGUGUUUUGUGACGUUCAAGUGCUCAGGUGUGCUGUUGUGCCCAUGGAGAAGCCGUCGUCUUCAGACAAAGGGUUGAUUGAGGAGAAAAAAGGCCUCGUGGAGGAUAGUGGAGCACUGAGAGGUGCUGAGGGUGGAGAGGUGGAUCAUCAGACCCCAAGGAAGAGCAGUUCUUCCCGCAAGAGCUUCCGCCUGGACUACCGGCUGGAGGAGGACGUGACAAAGUCCUGCCGGGACAACCACGGCCGCUUUAUUAACCCCUGGCCCACAUGGCAGUUCCCUUCCUACUUAUUGGCGCUCAGGUUCCUCUUCUGGGAUAAAAAUCACAGCAAUGUACCAGCUAGUAAAGAGGCCCUGGACAAUGAGCUCCCAGUGAUGGAGCCAUACUUUGUCCAGAACGCAGAUCUCUCUCUCCCUGGUCCAGGCAUGAGAGUCACCUGGUUGGGUCAUGCCACAGUUCUGGUUGAAAUGGACGGGCUGAAUCUUCUAACAGACCCAAUCUUCAGCCAGAGGGCCUCGCCGUUUCAGUUGGUGGGGCCCAAAAGAUACAGAGGGCCUCCCUGCACUGUGGAACAGCUGCCCAGGAUAGAUGCAAUAGUCAUCAGUCAUUCUCAUUAUGACCACCUGGAUGCUGGAUCUGUGGCCAGCCUUAAUGCACGCUUUGGAGGGGAGCUACGCUGGUUUGUGCCUCUGGGUUUGAUGGACUGGCUGGUGAAGAUGGGUUGUGAGAAUGUGAUGGAACUGGACUGGUGGGAGGAGAACUGUGUUCCGGGUCAUGAUGAUGUCACAUUUGUCUGCACACCCUCUCAGCACUGGAGCCAACGCACAGCGAUGGACUCCAACAAGUCUCUGUGGGGCAGCUGGUCUAUUUUGGGUCCAAAUCAUAGAUUCUUCUUCGCUGGGGAUACAGGCUACUGUGCUUCCUUCCAGGAAAUAGGACGACGCUUCGGCCCAUUUGACCUCGCAGCCAUCCCCAUUGGAGCGUACCUGCCAAGGGACGUGAUGCAAGGACAGCAUGUUGACCCAGAGGAGGCUGUUCAGAUUCACCAGGACCUUCAGGCCAAACAGUCGGUUGCCAUGCACUGGGGGACCUUUGUUCUUUCCAAUGAGUACUACCUGGAGCCGCCUAUUCGUCUAAGGGAGGCCCUGGCACAGAAAGGACUGAAACCGGAAUCCUUCUUCACUUUGCAUCACGGGGAAUCUCGCCUUAUAGCCUCGCAGGAAGGAGAUGUCUUCAACUGACCCUCAGUUUUGUAGGUUUGCCUGUAACAAAGUGCAGAACAUUUUAUUUUUCAUUAGAUGGGCUUACAUGACUGAGGUAUCCCAAUGGA
Monopterus albus (swamp eel) is the source of this 1588-nucleotide messenger RNA. RefSeq names its product N-acyl phosphatidylethanolamine phospholipase D (gene napepld). Gene Ontology annotation, biological process: N-acylphosphatidylethanolamine metabolic process; N-acylethanolamine metabolic process. Bases 303 to 1499 code for a protein of 398 amino acids. The transcript has 10 exons. The record is from RefSeq and is a predicted model, not a curated record. Gene Ontology annotation, molecular function: zinc ion binding; N-acylphosphatidylethanolamine-specific phospholipase D activity. Lineage: Eukaryota; Metazoa; Chordata; Actinopteri; Synbranchiformes; Synbranchidae. Gene Ontology annotation, cellular component: membrane-bounded organelle; cytoplasm.